This is a messenger RNA of Callorhinchus milii (elephant shark), 2639 nucleotides long. RefSeq names its product E3 ubiquitin-protein ligase RMND5A. The coding region runs from base 351 to 1625 and encodes 424 amino acids. Lineage: Eukaryota; Metazoa; Chordata; Chondrichthyes; Chimaeriformes; Callorhinchidae. Gene Ontology annotation, biological process: proteasome-mediated ubiquitin-dependent protein catabolic process. The transcript has 10 exons. The record is from RefSeq and is a predicted model, not a curated record. Gene Ontology annotation, molecular function: ubiquitin protein ligase activity; protein binding. Gene Ontology annotation, cellular component: nucleus; cytoplasm; GID complex.
CAAAAACAGUCUCGCGGGCGGUGCGGUGCGGUGAGCGGCGGCGCGGGGAACCCCAGGCGGUCACUGAGCGGAGCGGAGGGCGGCCCGGACCCCCCGCAGCUCGGCAGCCACACCGUCUGAGGCGGUGGGCUUUGGAGCAAGGGAGGGUGUGGAGAGAGCAAAGCUCGGCCCUCCCUCCCUCCCUCCCUCCCCGGGCCUCUCUGCCUCCACCUCACCGUCCAAUUCCUCUCCUCCUUUCACGACUUCUUUCUCUUUCCUCCUCUCUCGUCCGACUCCCGGUCCUCCUCUCCUCCUCCUCUCCUCCUCUCCCCUCCUCCAGUCUGUUCUGUAUUUGAGGAAAGGGGAAGGCCAUGGAGCAGUGCCUGAAUGUGGAGCGGGAGCUGGAUAAAGUUUUACAGAAAUUCACCUCGUACGGGCAGCACUGCGACCGGACCCUGGAGGAGCUGAUCGAGUACACGGGCGGCUUGAGGCAGGAGCUCACUCAGGCUGGAGCAGGACAAGAUGUCGAGCUCUCAGGGACGUUGUCGCUUGUUCUAUCUCAGUGUUGCAAAAGAAUAAAAGACACUGUUCAGAAACUGGCUUCUGACCACAAGGACAUUCACUGCAGUGUGUCACGAGUAGGAAAAGCCAUUGACCGGGUCUUUCGGCACGUUUCCCCUUUCUUUAUACUUACAGUAGAUGCCAAAUACUGCUCCUUUUAUCCGCGAAUGGGACAGAAUUUUGCUACUAAUCAGAGUUUUGAUGCUGACAUUAAUGGAGUUGCGAUAGAUGGAUGUUGGCAAACUGAUAGCCAGCGACUCCUUAGUGAGGUGAUGGUGGAACACUUCUUCCGACAAGGAAUGCUGGAUGUGGCAGAGGAGCUGUGCCAGGAAGCUGGUCUGUGCAUAGAAGGAAACCAAAAGGAGCCAUUUGUAGAACUGAAUAGAAUCUUGGAGGCACUCAGAAUAAGAGAUCUAAGACCUGCACUAGAGUGGGCAGUUUCAAACCGUGAAAUGUUGAUGGCUCAGAACAGCUCUCUUGAGUUCAAGCUUCACAGAUUGUAUUUUAUUAGCCUGUUAAUGGGGGGUAGAGAAAACCAGAGGGAAGCACUACAGUAUGCCAAGAACUUCCAACCGUUUGCUUUACAUCACCAGAAAGACAUCCAGGUGCUGAUGGGAAGCCUAGUUUACCUAAGGCAGGGAAUAGCAAACUCACCAUAUGUGCACCUGCUGGACUCUAACCAGUGGGCUGAUAUUUGUGAUAUCUUCACCAGGGAUGCCUGCUCACUUCUUGGACUCUCAGUGGAAUCGCCUCUUAGUGUCAGUUUUUCAGCAGGAUGUAUUGCACUGCCAGCUCUCAUUAACAUCAAGGCAGUCAUUGAGCAGCGACAGUGCACUGGAGUAUGGAAUCAGAAAGAUGAGUUGCCAAUUGAAGUAGACCUUGGUAAAAAAUGUUGGUACCACUCAAUAUUUGCCUGCCCAAUCCUCCGGCAACAGACAACAGAAUCAAAUCCACCUAUGAAGCUAGUCUGUGGGCACAUAAUCUCACGAGAUGCUCUGAACAAAAUGAUUAAUGGAAGCAAAUUAAAAUGCCCGUAUUGUCCGAUGGAGCAGGCGCCAGGUGAUGCAAAGCAGAUCUUCUUCUGAGGAGCAUUAGAGAAUUGUGUAUAUUGUAACACUGGUUUGGGAAGUGCUGAACAUUUUGUUGUCCUGUUGGACUAAUGCUUAUUAAGUUUCAGAGUGGUGUGUACACGCCAAUGUAUAUUUGAGACGGACAGAGGAGGAAAACUACUGGAUAUAUAUUAGUUAUAAUAGGGCUUUUGAAUAGUCUUGGACUUGGUAUUUGAUCAAGUGAAUACACCAGCACUCACCAUUUCAUGCAGUUAUUUUAUAUUGAAACAAUACACAGUGCAUUUUUUAACUUAAUGGAUAUGUAAUCACCCAUGAAAAAUGCAUUUAAUGAUUCCUCCUAUUAUCAUUGUCAUUACAUGGGUUAUAUUUGAGUUUUGCUUUUUUAAAAUAAAAGUUAUCAGUGUGAUUUUCAUCUUGGAAAAACUGAAUGUAUGAGUAGAUGAUAACUAUUGGUGGAUGUUUGCAUACCUUUUUAUGUUCAUUUGAUUGAGGUAGCUUUGAUAUACUUUCAUGUAAUUUUUUUCCUGAUAAAUUUAACACAAAACUCAAACGUUGAGUGGGCAUAUAUUGGGCCCCGAGGGGCUAAUUAUUUAAAUUUACUGUAAAUUUAAAUAAGCUUUUUGCUUAGCUAAUAGAGCACAAAGUAUUGGCAUGGGGGGAAAAAGAUGCAUGAAGGAUAAGCUUGUAUGAGUUUUUUGCUUCAAAUAGAUAACUUAGUUAGCUGUAUGAUGCCAUGUCCAAUACAUAACUACAACAUUGAAAUAUAAACUGAAAAAAAACGAUUAAACACAUUCUAUACAAAAUCUAUUUUGUGUAUUCUGUAUUCUGCACCACCAUCUUAUAUUGAAGGACAGACCAAGUUUGUGUAUCAAUGCAAUUCCACUUGGAUUUUCUUGAUGUUUUUAAAUCUUGUUUUCUUGAAUAUAUUUUAUGAAGGAAGUAUUGUUGGUGUGCAUAUUGGGAAGAAAAUCUUAAAUGCUGUACUGGUAUGUGGAUGGCUUACAUUAAAUUAAGAAUAUAUACAUUUGA